GUACGCCCGCCCGGCGCGGAGAGGAGGCACGGACGCAGGCACGCACUCACGCACGCUCUCCCUUACUAGCGCCGCCGCGGUAGCUCCCGCGUACGCCAGCAGUGCGGUCCCCCCGGCAGAGAUGCUGCGGGUCUGUCAGUUAUCGGGUGUGACUGCCGCCGCCCAGAGCUGUCUCUGUGGAAAGUUUGUCCUACGUCCAUUACGACCAUGCCGUAGAUACUCUACUUCAGGCAGUUCUAGGUUGUCUCCUGGCAAAAUUGCGGGAGCUGGCCUUUUGUUUGUUGGUGGAGGUAUUGGUGGCACUAUCCUGUAUGCAAAAUGGGAUUCCCAUUUUCGGGAAAGUGUAGAGAAAACCAUACCUUACUCAGACAAACUCUUUGAGAUGGUUCUUGGUUCCCCACCUUAUCCUGUUCCAUUGCCAAAGAAGCCGAGUGAGUCUGGUCCACUAAAAAUCUCUAGUGUAUCAGAGGUAAUGAAAGAGUCUAAACAGCCUGCCUCUCAAGUACAAAAACAGAAGGGAGACAUUCCAGCUUCAACAACAGGACCUACAGCGGCAGCUCAAAUUAUUUCUGCAGCAGGUGAUACACCGUCAGUCCCAGCCCCUGCAGUUCAACACGAGGAAUCUGUAAAAACUGAUCACCCUGGAACUGAAGGAAAAUCCAAGCCUACAGCUUCAGAGGAAGCAUCCUCAACUUCUGUACGGGAGCGACCACCCGAAGAAGUUGCAGCUCGCCUUGCACAACAGGAAAAGCAAGAACAAGUUAAGAUUGAGUCGGUAGCUAAGAGCUUAGAAGAUGCUCUGAGCCAAACUGCUCGCAUCACUCAACAGGCCAUCAUAGCCCAGAAUGCCGCGGUGCAGGCCGUCAGCGCACACGCCAGCAUAUUGAAGGCAGCCAUGGACAAUUCUGAGGUUGCAGGUGAGAAGAAGGCGGCUCAGUGGCGCACGGUGGAGGGUGCAUUGAAAGAGCGCAGAAAGGCAGUCGACGAGGCUGCUGAUGCCCUUCUCAAAGCCAAAGAAGAGCUAGAGAAGAUGAAAGGUGCAAUUGAAAAUGCAAAGAAAGAAGAGGUUGCUGGGGCCAAAUCUCAUAUCACUGCUGCAGAGGGGAAACUUCACAACAUGAUAGUUGAUCUGGAUAAUGUGGUCCAAAAGGUCCAAGCAGCUCAGUCUGAGGCUAAGGUUGUGUCUCAGUAUCAUGAACUCGUGGUCCAAGCCCGGGAUGACUUUAAACGAGAACUGGACAGUAUUACUCCAGAAGUCUUGCCAGGGUGGAAAGGGAUGAGUAUUUCUGACCUAGCCGACAAGCUGUCUACCGAUGAUCUGAACUCCCUGAUUGCUCAUGCACAUCGCCGCAUUGACCAACUAAACAGAGAGCUAGCAGAACAGAAGGCCACAGAGAAGCAGCACAUUGCAUUAGCCCUGGAAAAACAAAAGCUGGAAGAAAAGCGGGCAUUUGACUCUGCGGUGGCAAAAGCGUUAGAACAUCACAGAAGUGAGAUACAGGCUGAACAGGACAGAAAGGUAGAGGAAGUCAGAGAUGCCAUGGAGAAUGAAAUGAGAACCCAGCUUCGCCGACAGGCUGCUGCCCACACUGAUCACUUACGCGAUGUCCUUAGGGUACAAGAACAGGAACUCAAAUAUGAAUAUGAACAGGACCUGUCUGAGAAACUCGCCGAACAGGAAUUACAGUUUCGUCGCCUCAGUCAAGAGCAAAUUGACAACUUUACUCUGGAUAUAAACACUGCCUAUGCUAGACUAAGAGGAAUCGAACAGGCUGUUCAGAGUCAUGCAGUUGCUGAGGAGGAGGCCAGAAAAGCCCACCAACUGUGGCUCUCGGUGGAGGCAUUAAAGUACAGCAUGAAGACCGCGUCUGCAGACCUGCCCACUGUUCCACUGGGUAGUGCAGUUGAGGCCAUCAGAGUCAACUGUUCUGAUAGUGAAUUUGCCCAAGCUUUAACUGCAGCUAUCCCUCCAGAGUCCCUGACCCGUGGGGUGUACAGCGAAGAGACCCUUAGAGUCCGUUUCUAUGCUGUUCAAAAACUGGCCCGAAGGGUAGCAAUGAUUGAUGAAACCAGAAAUAGCUUAUACCAGUACUUCCUCUCCUACUUGCAGUCCUUGCUCUUAUUCCCACCUCAGCAACUGAAGCCACCAGCGGAGCUCUGCCCUGAGGACAUAAACACGUUUAAAUUACUGUCCUAUGCCUCCUAUUGCAUUGAGCAUGGUGAUCUGGAGCUGGCAGCAAAGUUUGUCAACCAGCUGAAAGGGGAGUCCCGACGAGUGGCCCAGGACUGGCUGAAGGAGGCCCGAAUGACCCUAGAAACCAAACAGAUAGUGGAAAUCCUGACAGCAUACGCCAGUGCCGUAGGAAUAGGAACCACUCAAGUGCAGCAAGAGUUCUGGAAAAAAGCAGCCUCCAAGUCCCAAAUGAGUUGUCCCAUCAGUUUUAAAGUAACUUGCUUGAACUCAGUGCAGAAGAACAGAUAAUUUGAGUUAUACAUAAAUGGGAAAUAAAAAGGAUUAUCAGGCAAAUCACUCUUCAUCAGGUCCAGUGGUCACCAUUUCCCCGAACCAAAGCUCAGCUUCCCUGGUUUGGCCCCCCUGAUGCAUUUAGGGGUCCUGAGGUCAGCAGGAGAACCUAAGAAUGGUUGGGGGAUGGAGAGAAAGAGGGUUUACUUGGCCACUCUACCAUUGCGUAUGGGUAGGUGAUGUGGUUUCACUGCCUUCUAAGUUCAAGCUAGCUGUAUGGACACUGCCCCGGAUCUUUAGGAAGAGGAAGGAGUUCUGGAGGGGUUAUGAGGCAAGAGCCAGCGGAGAAGUGCCAUUGUUGUAAGAACAAAUCCCACUGUCACUGGUGGCAAAGUUUAGGUUUCCCUGGGAAUAAAUUCUAUCAAGACCUUGA
Panthera uncia (snow leopard) is the source of this 2897-nucleotide messenger RNA. It is a transcript of the gene IMMT, whose product is annotated as inner membrane mitochondrial protein. NCBI's taxonomy places the organism in Eukaryota, Metazoa, Chordata, Mammalia, Carnivora, Felidae. Bases 122 to 2482 code for a protein of 786 amino acids. The transcript has 16 exons. Gene Ontology annotation, biological process: cristae formation. The record is from RefSeq and is a predicted model, not a curated record. Gene Ontology annotation, cellular component: MICOS complex.